Penicillium cataractarum is the source of this 660-nucleotide messenger RNA. Its product is annotated as phytoene desaturase family protein. The transcript has a single exon. The record is from RefSeq and is a predicted model, not a curated record. NCBI's taxonomy places the organism in Eukaryota, Fungi, Ascomycota, Eurotiomycetes, Eurotiales, Aspergillaceae. Bases 1 to 660 code for a protein of 219 amino acids.
AUGUUUGUGGGACUGCCGUGCGGACAAGAGUUUCCAGAUGUAUACUGGAAGCGCGAUAGAAUGUCGAAGCCAUCUUUUUACGCCCAUGUACCCUCGAGAGCGGAUCUUUCGGCUGCACCGGAAGGAAAAGACACAGUGAUGGUCCUAAUUCUAGUCGACAAUAUCGAUACUUCGAAAACUCCCAAAGAAAACGACAUAGACGGUCUGGUCACAGGCACUCGCGAAUAUAUACUGUCGUGUAUCGAAAAUCGAACCGGGAUCGUGGGACUCAAAGCACUCAUCGAACAUGAGAGCUUCCAUUCACCUACAACCUGGCAAGAAAUGUUCAAUUCCGACCGUGGCUCUGUGUUCGGGCUUAAUCACAAUUUCUUCAACAUCCUCUCCUUUCGCCCGCAUAUCAAACAUGACGUCACCGAGGGUAUCUACUUUGUUGGUGCCAGCACACAUCCUGGGGCUGGAGUUCCAACUUGCCUGUCGGGCGCAAAACUCACUGCAGAAAGAGUGCUGCGGGAUUUGGAAGUCCCAAUAUCUUGGCAGGCUGGGAGUUCUCAUGGCAAGAAGGAUCCUUUGAAGACUACUGCAUGCGGCUUUUGGUGGGCUUGGAGAGGAAUUGCAUUCCUUGGUGCACUGUUCGUUAUGGUCGCGACAUGGCAGAUUUGA